ACGGUGUUCGUUUCAAGCCACCACUAACCACUGGCUCAACGAUCUGAAGUUUCAUGUUGAUUGCUUUCGUUCAUCGCCGAAGUCUGUUGUCCUGUUGCUCUUCUCAUUCAUCCAGGUACAAAAUACAGCAGUUGUAUACAGGGGGUUUAAAUCCGAUAGGGACUACUAGUACUGUAUGGUUCACCGUCGGGCCGAACAAAGCACGAUAUCGGCUGGGCGAUGUGCACCAUACUCUCAUGAUCUUUUGCAGUGUUUGCACCAUGGAUAUCCAUAGCUUGGAUAUGUAUAGACCUGCGCGCUCAACUUUGCAUGCAACUUCCCCCAACAUUAUCUGUGUUUCGCACCACAGUACUUUUCUCCAAAAGAUCAUUUGUGACACAUAGCGUCAUAAUGGCCGCUGCUACGGUACACAAGAUGGCAAAGGAGGGGUUCGGAACGGGGACCAAUGAGUUGUACGACAGAGCGCGUCCUUCCUACCAAUCGAGCGCGCUCGCUCAUAUCAAGAGCUCCGUAAGGGGAACGCCUCCUUUGAACGUUGUUGAGUUAGGAGCUGGUACAGGUAUCUUUACGCGUGCGCUGCUUGCGCAUCCAGACUGGUCGCAGUCUAUCAAGCAACAUCGCGCGAUCGAGCCAAGCGAAGGAAUGCGUACCGUAUUCGCUAAUACCGUAAAAGAUGAACGGGUGUCCGUGGCGGAAGGCACCUUCGACAAUACUGGUGUUGAAGACCAGUGGGCUGAUCUGGUCGUGAUCGCUCAGGCAUUCCAUUGGUGUCCAGAUUUCGACAAAGCUGUCACGGAGUUUUCUCGCAUUCUGAAACCAAAUGGCAUUGUGACGCUCAUCUGGAAUCUCGAGGACAGGGAUGCAGCGCCCUGGGUCGCCCAACUACGUGACCGCAUUGAGGCUCACGAGAACGGAACGCCGCAGUUCCGCCUUAAUCUCUGGCGUGCGGUAUUCUCAACCUCUUCUUACAACAAGCUGUUCGACGCCCCAGACGAAAAGGUCUUCGAAUAUAUAUUGCCUGGCACGCGUGAAAUUGUAGUAGAACGUGCCUCUACCAAGAGCUACAUUGCCGUCCUUCCUCCGGACGAGAAGGAGAAAGUGAGGAAAGAUGUUGGUGAGAUCGUGGAUAGGGGCGAUGGCCUCAAAUGGAUCGAGAAGGAGAAGGGGAUCUUUGAGUAUCCAUACAGGACAUUAGUUGUUGUUUGGAGGAAGAAGUAAAGACUCCAGAUUUUUUCAAGCACUUUCAUUCAGGACUACAUACAGAUUCAACUCAAUGUACAGCCUAUAUUACACACGCAGUGGCGAACCGCCCAGCGUGACUGUAUUCUUUUAAAUGUCGGAGUAUCUCAUGACAAUUAUACAUCCUUUCACAAACAUA
This is a messenger RNA of Somion occarium, 1378 nucleotides long. NCBI's taxonomy places the organism in Eukaryota, Fungi, Basidiomycota, Agaricomycetes, Polyporales, Cerrenaceae. The record is from the annotation of a GenBank genome assembly.